GUGUUCUAACGUCCUCUUUCCGUUUUCUCUCCCUCGUCUUCUUCUUCCUCUUCUUCCCACAUGUCUGCUUCUGGAACUUCGUUUCCGGACCCCAACUGGCCCCGUCAAGACCCGACCCGACCCGACUUACCUUCCCUCCCGCCGGACCCUCUCCUCGACCCCGGUUCCUUCAUCGACGCCUCCUCCGCCGCCCGCACCCACCGCGGAGAUCUUCACCGGACUCCCAACAACCCCGAGCCGCCCUCUCCCUCUCGCCGAUCUCCAUUGCGCGCCGAGCCUCUGCCUCUCAAUGGCAGGAAGCUGCCUCCGGAUGCUCCUGCUCCCGGAAAUGGCGAUUCUCCGGCGCCCAGGAAAUUGUCUGCCUCCAAAGCCACGCCGGACGCCUCCCCUAAAUCCGUGCCCUCGGAGAGGCCUAAUUGGCUGCCGCCGGGCUGGGUGGUGCAAGAUAGAGUCCGGGCCUCCGGCGCCACGGCCGGAACCGUCGACAAGUACUACUUUGACCCAACCUCAGGCCGUCGAUUCCGGUCUAAGAUCGAGGUUCUCUACUUUCUGGAAACAGGAACAUUAAGGAAACGGAAGAAAGAUGCGAUGUCUGGUGACGGCUCUGAGGAACCCAAAGCCAAGAAAUCUUCAGGCAGUGCUAAAUCCGCAGCUUUAAACUUCGAUUUCUGUAAUGUGCCCGAAAAGGUCGAGUGGGUUCUCACAGACCCUUCUAAAGAGGUCUGGACGCCGUAUAUCGACAACGAGAAGGUACCGGAAUCUACUAAACGUGAAUGGGUGGGAGCUUUCCAACUCCUCGGCCGAUCAAAAGUUUGAAGUUUGAAGGCAACUUCAACCCUUUUGGACAUUUUUUGGGACACCCAACCCUCCAGGCAAGAACCUCCCUCCCUCUCUCUAAUGGCUUCCCAUCUGCAAUUCUUUUGGUGUGUGUGUUUUUUGGAAGGAGCAGGUGAGGUUGAGGGAAGUGUUUGUGGAAAAACCAAGAUUUGGUUACAAAAAAGAUUACUGCUAAAACAUGACUCUAUCUAACUGACUCUGGAAAAAGUGAUCAAUUUGUGUAGAUGAGGGCUGCUAAGUUCAUUCUUAAUCACAUGUAUUUGAAUGAGGGGCUAUUUAAUUUGAUUCAAUGCUCUUGCCCUACACUUGAUAUAGAACUGUAUUUUCUUUUUCUUUUUUUUUUUUUUGUUUAAUUCAAAGUUGAUAUUUUUGUGCUAAUGAUAUUCUGAUGUUGAA
Momordica charantia (bitter melon) is the source of this 1233-nucleotide messenger RNA. RefSeq names its product methyl-CpG-binding domain-containing protein 5. NCBI's taxonomy places the organism in Eukaryota, Viridiplantae, Streptophyta, Magnoliopsida, Cucurbitales, Cucurbitaceae. Gene Ontology annotation, molecular function: DNA binding. The record is from RefSeq and is a predicted model, not a curated record.